Messenger RNA from Tuber melanosporum (Perigord truffle), 4898 nucleotides. RefSeq lists its product as uncharacterized. Bases 524 to 4234 code for a protein of 1236 amino acids. Lineage: Eukaryota; Fungi; Ascomycota; Pezizomycetes; Pezizales; Tuberaceae. The transcript has 8 exons. Gene Ontology annotation, molecular function: RNA binding; ATP binding. The record is from RefSeq and is a predicted model, not a curated record. Gene Ontology annotation, cellular component: intracellular anatomical structure.
AAAACUCUCCCUUUAUUUUGUCCUUUGGCAUAUACCCCUACCUUUAUAUCUUCCUUUAUUGCACGCUAUUUUGCUUAUUCACUUUCAGAAGAUUAUUAAACCGCUAACACUACCGCCAAACUUGUAGCUUUCACAUUUGCGACUGAUAAUGCAGCAUCAAUCUCCGGGCAAGGGCUUGGCCACACACUCGUUAUCAAGCACAUGGCGUCCCUCUUUGAAUAGGACUUCAGUGCCCGGUAGCCAGGACCGCUGGGCGUCCGCCCACGCUGCACAGGAGGAAGCAUGGACACAGUACGAUGGGCUCGGGCCAGUCAACCCAGUUAGAGAUUUGUCGCGGGAUUGGAGAUCUAAAGGUGGAGCAGGACAGCAACCCAUGUCACACGGAUCGCAGAGGGGAAGGAGCGCAGAGAUUAAAAAUCCUUUCGGCAAAGGGGCAAACAAAGGCCGGAGUGGCGUUGGGUACCGGGAGACCUCCAGAGACGGUCGAUCACCCCCGUCAAAACGCGGACGACAAGCGCAACCCAUGCGCGGACCGAGCCUUAAGACCGAAAUCGUGGAUGACAUUUGGUUAACCAAAAACUUUGAGCAACCACAACCUGAUGAUUACAAGAGUGCCCCUGAAACUCUAUUUACAAACCCGAAAACGUUUCUAUGGGAUUACAAGGGAAUUGCGGCUAAGUCCUCUUUCGCCUCGCACAAGGGCGGCAUAUACCGGUGCACUGUUAUCGCCACCCUCCCGGAUCGGACAAAGAUAGAAGCUUGUGGUGAUGCCAAGAAUAAGAAAAUAGCUGAGAAGUCGGCGUGUCGACACCUGGUUCUGAAACUCCAUCAGAAUGGCAUGCUUCAGGGGAUUGUUAAUAAUACAGAGAGCGCAGGGGUUCAUGACAAAGAGUUGCUGAGUGAUGAAGUCGAUGCCAAGAUGGACAUCUACGAUUAUUGCGCAAGAUUUGAUGCUGUACCAACGGUCAAUGUUCGGGAGACCAAGGGACCGGGCCCUCGAAAGGGGUUGUUUGAGGUCACUGUGGGAUUUCCACAGCAAAAUAUUCUAGCCACAGCUCGUGCGUCCGAGCUCAAAAAUGCCGAAAUUGUUGCCUGCGUGGAGUUCAAACGACAGGCUGAAGAAUUUCACUCCAAACAAGGAGGCUCUACAAUCAUACUGAAGGAUAUAUCGAGUAUCAAUAGCCGAAACGCCCGAAAAUUUUUCGAAUUCUUCAAGGUGUUCGACAGGCAAGCGCGCUAUGAUGUUGAGCUCAAACAAACCUCUGGAAGGAGGGGCUCAGGGGGAGCAUUUAGAGCCCAGAUGAUGCUUAAUGAGGAGCCUCUUGGAGAACCUGUGGAGUUUGUCGGUAAGAAGUACGCCGAGACUGCGGCAUUCCUUACGGGCGCAAUUGCAUUGAAGCAGAUACGCCCCGAGUUAUUUCCGAAAUUUAUAGAAGCUCUUAGGCUUGGAAACGGAGAACUCCUAAAACCAUUGCUCCCUUCAUGGAUUAACAUCGAUGGGGACUGUAUAAGUACCAUGACGGACACGUUGCACGCUGUGAGGCGUAUCGGCAUGCCCCCAAGUCAAGAUGAAGAGGACUGGAUGGAGCAGGAGCAAGCGCGGAAUUCUUCGCGUUUCGGACCUCGCAAGGCACUGGACCCGGCCUUUGUCGGGGUAAAGAGCAAGAAACUACUGGAAUCAUAUGAAGAGUAUCUGAAUGAUCCUAAAUUGGAGACUUUGAGGAGUAAGCGUGAGGAACUGCCAAUGAAUCAGUAUCGGGCGAAAGUUUUGGAUAUUGUCAACAAUAAUGCUGUGAGUAUUAUUGUAGGUGCAACUGGUAGUGGAAAAACUACCCAGGUGCCUCAAAUUUUGUUGGAGGAGGCGAUCAAAAAUGGGACGGGUGCGAACUGCAAUAUUAUCUGCACCCAGCCUAGACGUAUCGCUGCCACCUCCGUAGCUGCGCGAGUAGCUGUAGAGCGAAACGAGCCGCUUCAGAAAUCUAUUGGUUACCAAGUUCGAUUUGAUUCCAAAUUACCUAUUCCAGGUGGCAGUGUCACCUACUGCACUACGGGUAUAUUGCUGCAACAACUUCGCAACUCUGCAGAUGAAGCCUUGGACGGAAUCACGCAUCUUGUUAUCGACGAGGUCCACGAACGCGAUAUACUUAUCGAUUUUCUACUAAUUAUUCUUAAACGAGUCAUGCAUGACAGAAUGAAGAGAGGGUUGCCGGAGGUGAAGGUGGUAUUAAUGAGUGCUACCAUGGACACGGAACUUUUCGCAAGUUACUUCCAGUACAAGACCGCCGAUGGCAGGCUUGUCCCAUGCCCUAAUCUGAGCGUGCCGGGGCGUACAUUCCCAGUAAAGGAGGUCUAUCUGGAAGAAAUCCAGGACGCUUUGCACGCCCUCCUCAGUAUGCUCCACUCUUCCAUUCCGAAUCAGAAUGAAGUAUUUGAGGACGUACUAGAGGGUCGUCGGAAGGUCAUUCUUUCGACCAAUAUUGCAGAAACCUCCGUCACUAUUCCUGACGUCAGGUAUGUCGUGGACAGUGGAAAGUUGCGAGAGAAACAAUAUGAGCAAGCACGGAGAAUUACCCAGCUUGUGUGUACCUGGAUCAGUAAAUCAAAUUCGAAGCAGCGUGCUGGCAGAGCGGGCCGUGUCCAAAACGGAAAUUACUAUGCCUUAUUUAGCAAAUCACGAUCUGAUUCCUUACGUGGCACUGGGCUUCCGGAAAUGCUUCGAUCGGACCUUCAAGAAAUUUGCUUGGAUAUCAAGGCUCAAGGGUUUAAGGAUUCGGUCGCCCAGUUUUUGUCGGAGGCUAUCGAACCCCCGUCACGCAAUGCGAUAGAAGCCUCGUUGGCCCAGCUUCGUUUGUUAGGUGCUCUCACAGAAAAUGAAGGAUUAACUCCUCUCGGACGCGUCCUUGCAACUAUGCCCGUUGAACCUGCUCUUGGCAAGAUGAUCCUCCUUGCUGUCAUCUUCCGUUGUUUAGAUCCAAUAAUGAUUUUGGGAUCCUCAUCUGGCGUUCGCGAUAUAUUUGUCGCCCCCCCCGAGCGCAGGGCAGAGGCCAACCGUGUAAGGAAUUCUUUCGUCAGAGACACUGGUAGUGAUCACAUGGCAUUGAUAAACGCCUUCCGUGAAUGGCGGUCGAUUCGUGAUCGUGAUGGGAUGCACGCAGCCCACCGCUUUGCUGAAGAGAACUUCCUUCAUCGGGGUGCACUGAGGACUUUGGACGCAACCACUCUCCAGAUCGAAGAGCUUCUGGUUAAGGCAAACAUAAUACCACAUGUACGCAGGUACGAGAGGAACCGAUCCGAAAUUGGGCAUCCCUCUUCAAAUCAGUACUCGGAUCAUGUCCCGCUCAUUAAGGCGCUCACACUUGCGGGAAUGUACCCCAAUAUUGCCGUUGCUUCCGGGGGCAAAGGAUUGCGUACGCCGAACGAGAACUUUUCUAUGAUUCAUCCAACAUCUGUCCACUAUACCAAUAGGAGCGACUCCGGCAUGCCUUUCGGGACCCUUGUAACCUUCACAACGAAAGCAAAAAGCAAUGACGGUGGAACCCUUCUUUUGCGGACUGUCACUGAAGCUAGACCCCUCAUGGCUAUCCUUUUUGGUGGGAAGCUGGAGUCUAGUGGCACCAUUGUGGAAAUCGACGGUUGGCUACCUUUCCAAGUACCCCCGCCAGCCGUGAAGAAGACGAAUGAGUUCAGAAUGUGCCUCGAUAGAUUACUUGGCCAUGCCUUCCGCAGUCUUUCUGAGAGAAACUUGCGGGGCAAUAACUUUUUAGCCGAUAAUAGAGCUCGUGAAGCUUUCGCCGAGGGCUUAGUAGAACUUCUCAAAAUUGACAGUCAACAAAUCACCAGGAGAGCUGUCUCCGCUGAACGAGAACGGGGAUCUGCGUCUGGACACGGCCGCAACCAACCCUGGGAUACAGGCAGGCAGGCAUUCGGCGGCAACCGAAACCAAUCCUUCGAUCGAAGGAACCAGCCCCGCGGCCGCGGCAACAGUGGCAUCGGAUUCGCCCGAAGGGACCAACCCUUCGAUCGCGGUAACAGCGGCGAGAGGUUUAGCAGCCAGAACCCCAUGCCCCGUGACCGCUCCCUUGAUAGAAGCAGUUUCGGCCAGGACCCAGCACCCCAGCGCGGUGGCGGCAAUAGUGGAUCCUCCUUCCAACGCGGCAGUGGCUUCAGAAGAGAGCUCUCAGCUGGCGGACGAAGCGACUGGGGAUUCAAUUCUAGUAGUGGUCGAAGAUUUUAAGUGAUAUAAGAAGGUUCUUGUUUCUCCACCUUUUUCUUUUCUUUUCUUUUUUACCUAUUUCCUUUUCAUCCAUCUAUCCAAAAUCAAUUAUCACCCGCAAUGGUCUGGUGAUUGGGGGCGCUGUUAUUUUUGUCUUUUCUUUUUUUACCAUGUGUUUUAUAAAGGCUCCUCUUCGCUUUCUUCCUUUCUUCCUUCCCAUUGGUACUCAUAAAGGCUCUUUUCCUCUAUUUGACUUAUAGCACUUGCGAUACACCCCGAGCUUUACCUACUUACACUACCUACCUCCUAUUAUUGUGCAAUUCAUAAAACCCACCCACCUACCUACCUACCCCAUGCCGCAUUCCAUCAUCCAUUUGCUUGUAUUUCUCUUUUCCUUUGUUUUUCCUUUCGUCCCCAUAAAUUGUUCCCCAGGGUUUCUUCUCUCCAAAAUCUGAUGUUAGCAUCUGGGUAUGGGGUUCUAAACAAAACAAGGAUUUCCUUCAUGUCCUUAUGUUUUGCAUUGUCCUUAUUGGUUUGUUUAGAUGGGUUGUGUAGUUCGGUUUGAUAUGGUUUGGUAUAUAGGGGGUUAUGAUAAGGUGGAAGGAUGAAGGUUGCUACGGGAAUUCUUUAUAAAAAAGCAUUUGUAUGAUUACUGGCCUCCGUUAAUAGAGGAAAAUCUCCCUUU